AGGGGCACCACGUUGGCCCAAAUUCCGUCAUCCAUGUCACACUGACUAGUUCCUAAAUAUAAUCUGAAAAUGACGACAGCCACACUCAUGAUAUCCACCAGCAAUAUCCGCCGUCCUUUAACCUUGCAACCAAACACUCCGUUAUCAUUCUCAAAACGACACCAAGUAUUCGCAUUCAAAUCCGAACCAUGUGAGUUCCGACACAGGAUUUGCACAAAAAAUGCUUUUAUUUGCUCAGCCUCUCGCCGCCGAAAUUCCACAAGCAGUGACGUGUCAGUUGCUGAACUGGAUCAUAAUGUACGGAAGGCUUUACAGUAUUCAUUGUGGACUGCUGAGGGAGUUUAUAUUAUCUGGCUUUUCUUACUUCCUUAUGCCCCUGGAGAUCCAGUUUGGGCUAUUAGUUCAGACACAAUCAAUUCACUAGUUGGCCUUUCUCUUAAUUUCUUCUUUGUUCUACCCCUAAUGAAUUCAGUUGGUUUUCAUUUACUUGAAGCUCCUGUGCUCCACCCUGUUUCUGAAGGAUUGUUCAAUUUUGUCAUCGGAUGGACAUUGAUGUUCGCUCCAUUGUUAUUCACCGAUCGCAAUAGAGACAGAUAUAAGGGAUCACUUGACGUCUUGUGGGGUUUUCAGAUGUUUCUUACAAAUACAUUCUUAAUACCUUACAUGGCUAUUCGAUUAAAUAAGCCAGACACCGAGCCCACUCCUAGAAAACCUUCCAAACUUGGCGUGGUUAUGGUUAAUGGUGCAGCAGUGGUUGGAGUUGUGGGUGGGGCUGCUUGUCUAAUAUCAAUAUUGUGGGCCGUAUUUGGAAGGUCAGAUGGGAAUUUCGGGGGUCUAGUAGAUAGAUGGGAGUUCUUGAUAAAUUACCUUGGAUCAGAAAGGCUUGCAUAUGCUUUCAUAUGGGAUAUAUGUCUUUACAUAGUUUUUCAGCCGUGGUUGAUUGGAGAAAAUCUUCAAAAUAUUGAGAAAACAAAGGUGAACUUAGUGAAGUAUCUAAGAUUCAUACCUGUUGUUGGGUUAGCAGCUUACCUUCUUUGUUUGGAUGUUGUCGAGGAGGCGUAAAUGGGUCCACUAUCAACAAGAUCAGCAUAAACAUCACUUAUUCUUACAAAGUUUGUGAUGCUGCGGAAGAAAAAUGAUAAAUGUGUCUAAAUUUCGCAUGUAUUUAUGCCUACAUCUAUAUCUAUAUCUAUAUGACUAUAUCUAUCUAUAUCUAUACUCCAUAUUAAAGCA
This is a messenger RNA of Erigeron canadensis, 1233 nucleotides long. RefSeq lists its product as uncharacterized. The record is from RefSeq and is a predicted model, not a curated record. NCBI's taxonomy places the organism in Eukaryota, Viridiplantae, Streptophyta, Magnoliopsida, Asterales, Asteraceae. Bases 70 to 1062 code for a protein of 330 amino acids. The transcript is spliced from 5 exons.